Molecule: messenger RNA, 2593 nt
Organism: Anguilla anguilla (European eel)
Lineage: Eukaryota; Metazoa; Chordata; Actinopteri; Anguilliformes; Anguillidae
Product: cytohesin-1-like
Exons: 13
Coding region: 698-1933 (411 amino acids)
Biological process (GO): regulation of ARF protein signal transduction
Molecular function (GO): guanyl-nucleotide exchange factor activity
Source: RefSeq, a predicted model, not a curated record
GCAGAGACCAGGCAUGUGUGGAAUAGCCUGCCAGGUCACAUAGUAGAGGCAGAAACUCUUGUGGUUUUCAAGACAAGGCUUAUAGUGUUAGAUACUGUAUAGCACUAGGUAAUCAGAGCACGUACAGUUUGGUUAGGAAAAUUGCGAGCAUUGUUGGGCUGAAUGGCCUGUUCUUGUAUUUAUGUUCUGUUUUGUUAUGUUACUUAUGGGCCCGCAAUACAACUGUUCAGUUUGCAGCUAUUGCUCAAAAAUAGCACAUCACAUAAACGAUUGAGCUAACGGAAUAAUUAUAAGCAGAAGUUGGCCUGAAAUCUCGAAACUGGUGGCCAAGCUUUGCGUGUUAAAAAGCAGAACUCUGGUCAGAGAACAAUAUUUGCCAUAUCGUGUGAUGUCACCACUCAGUUGUGGCGGAGCAGGUGUCCAGCCCAUCGAGAGUUAUGGUAUGGAUGAAUGAGCACGCGCCCGAAGUGCAAUGCGAUUCACCUGCGCGCGAGGGAAACGUAGUUGAGGGACGCUGCGUGUGCCAGGGGGAAGGCUAAAAUUCAGACAGUCAUUUUUUUCAAUACAGGCAGCGAGAAAGCUUUGUGUGUGUGUGUGUGUGUGUGUGGAGGAGGACGUGAACUGGAGAUCGACGCGCCAGCAGCCACGGGGUAGAGGAGCCAAGAGCAGUUGGCCAGAUUGCACCAGCAGCGACAGCAUGGACGUGGAUAACUACGUCCCUGAUGACCUCACUCCAGAGGAGCAGCAGGACCUGGAGAACAUCCAAAAACGCAAACGAGAGCUGCUGCAGGAGAUACAGCGCCUAAAGGAUGAGAUAGCAGAGGUGACCAAUGAGAUCGAGAACCUGGGCUCCACAGAAGAGAGGAAAAACAUGCAAAGGAAUAAACAUGUGGCCAUGGGCCGCAAGAAAUUCAACAUGGAUCCUAAAAAGGGGAUCCAGUUCCUGAUUGAGAAUGACCUGCUGAAGAACACCUGUGAAGACAUUGCCCAGUUCCUCUACAAAGGGGAGGGGCUUAACAAGACUGCUAUUGGAGAUUACCUGGGGGAGAGGGAUGACUUUAACAUCCAGGUCCUGCACGUGUUUGUGGAUCUCCAUGAGUUCACAGACCUGAACCUGGUCCAGGCCCUCAGGCAGUUCCUGCCAUUCUUGCAGCUUAUUGGCUGGUUUUGCAGGCAAUUCCUGUGGAGUUUCCGGUUGCCGGGGGAGGCGCAGAAGAUCGACCGCAUGAUGGAAGCUUUUGCCCAGAGAUACUGCCAGUGCAAUCCUGGGGUCUUCCAGUCUACAGAUACCUGCUACGUUCUGUCAUUCGCCGUCAUCAUGCUGAACACCAGCCUGCACAACCCCAACGUGAAGGACAAGCCGUCUGUGGAGCGAUUUAUCGCCAUGAACCACGGCAUCAACGACGGGGGAGACCUUCCUAAGGAGCUGCUGAGGAAGUUGUAUGAGAGCAUAAAGAACGAGCCUUUCAAGAUCCCGGAGGAUGAUGGGAAUGAUCUCACUCACACCUUCUUUAACCCGGACCGUGAAGGCUGGCUCCUUAAACUGGGAGGCGGUCGAGUGAAGACCUGGAAAAGGCGGUGGUUCAUCCUCACAGACAACUGCCUGUACUACUUUGAGUACACCACUGACAAAGAGCCGAGAGGGAUUAUCCCGCUGGAGAACUUGAGCAUACGGCAAGUAGAGGACUCCAAGAAGCCACACUGCUUUGAGCUCUUCAUCCCGGACAGUAAGGACCGGGUGAUAAAGGCCUGUAAGACCGAGGCGGAUGGGCGGAUGGUGCAGGGGAACCACACCUUCUACCGAAUCUCCGCCCCCACCGCCGAGGAGAUGGAGGAGUGGAUCAACAGCAUCAGGGCAGCCAUCAGCCGGGACCCUUUCUACGAGAUGCUAGCAGCCAGGAAGAAGAAAGCAUCCUCCCUGAAGAGGCACUAGCCGUGCUAGCCAGGUGCAGCCAAGACUGUUCAGUAUCAGAGCACCAGCCACUAUUGAGACUCUCCACUAGCCUGCCUGGCUAGGCAUUAGCAGACGCAUUAACCUGGCUGGCUAGGCAUUAGCAGGCUGUGCACUAGCCUGGCUGCCUUGGCAUCAGUGGGCUGUGCACUAGCCUGGCUGGCUAGGCAUCAAUGGGCUGUGCACUAGCCUGGCUAGCUAGGCAUCAGUGGGCUGUGCACUAGCCUGGCUAGCUAGGCAUCAGUGGGCUUUGCACUAGCCUGGCUAGCUAGGUUCAGCUUUUUUAACAGAGCUGUCUUUUGCGCUUGAGGAUGUGGGCUGUGUGAAUCAGCUACUCUCAGGGGAGGGCCUUCAUUGGUGGGAGGAGCCAGGGGGUGGGAUCUCAACAAGAUGAAGCUCUGGAAUUGGAUGAAACUCUGGGAAUGCUGGUAGCUAACGAUUCUGCCUACUGGCCUUCAACCGAACAGGACAUAGCCAUGCCCUGCCAUCCCCCCUGCCUCUCUCCUCUCUCUUGCUGGGCACUGAUGUUCCUCACUGGUUUUCUCAGCUCACACACGCACACAUACACAUACAGGUGCGCAUGCUCACACACACACACACAUACACACACAUGGACACAUACAUACACACACGCGCACACAC